Molecule: messenger RNA, 789 nt
Organism: Panicum virgatum (switchgrass)
Lineage: Eukaryota; Viridiplantae; Streptophyta; Magnoliopsida; Poales; Poaceae
Product: PHD finger-like domain-containing protein 5A
Exons: 3
Coding region: 240-572 (110 amino acids)
Biological process (GO): mRNA splicing, via spliceosome
Cellular component (GO): U2 snRNP; U12-type spliceosomal complex; catalytic step 2 spliceosome
Source: RefSeq, a predicted model, not a curated record
GACGGCCCAAAUAUAUCUCGCCGCGGCCCAAAAGCCCUAGCCGCCGUCCGCCGCCUUCUUCGUCGCCGUCUUCUCGGAACUUCGGCGCGUUGCGUUCGAGGAACGAAGAGCGCCAUCGCACAGGGCACAUCCCCUACCCCUAGGAGUUGGCUCCAACUUGGUGGUGUGGCCUCUUGCCGGUGAGCCUUGGCAGAUGGGGAGCGAUGGAAGGGGGGAAACGUGAUUAGCAUCCGACAGCAAUGGCGAAGCAUCAUCCUGAUCUCAUCAUGUGCCGGAAGCAGCCCGGCAUUGCGAUCGGUCGCCUGUGUGAGAAAUGUGAUGGCAAGUGCGUCAUCUGCGACUCAUACGUGCGCCCAUGCACGCUUGUUCGGGUCUGCGAUGAGUGCAACUACGGCUCAUUUCAGGGAAGGUGUGUGAUCUGCGGAGGAGUCGGCAUCUCAGACGCCUACUACUGCAAGGAGUGUACCCAGCAGGAGAAGGACAGGGAUGGUUGUCCCAAGAUUGUCAAUCUUGGUAGCGCCAAGACUGAUCUCUUCUACGAGCGGAAGAAAUAUGGGUUUAAGAAGAGAUGAUUGAGAGGAGGGAGUUGCUGGGUUCUAUUGGCCCCAUGUGUUCUGUCGCACUGAUACUGAGAGUAGGCUGCUGAGGCAGCAGCGUUGUAUCCAUAUUAUUAUUUGAUAUUGAUGUUAGUAUACACCCCUGAUAUGCUUUGUAAUAACUAGUUCAACUGUAUGGUUAAGACUACAAAGACUGCUUAAUGCAUAGUAUGCAACUUGUGCUUGAUGGUUA